AUGAGGGCCAGAGACAGGAUCAGGGAGAAGCUAGGACGGCUACGGGAGAAAACACAGCAUCGUGGACCUAGGGAUCAACAAAAAACUACAGUGAUUGAAAACGGGGAAAUCAGGUUCAAUGGAAAAGGGAAAAAGAUUCGGAAGCCUCGGACCAUUUAUUCUAGCCUGCAGCUCCAGGCUUUAAAUCACCGCUUUCAGCAGACUCAGUACCUGGCCCUUCCUGAGAGAGCUGAACUGGCAGCUUCCUUAGGACUGACACAAACACAGGUGAAGAUAUGGUUUCAGAACAAACGCUCUAAGUUUAAGAAACUGCUGAAGCAGGGCAGUAACCCUCAUGAGAGCGACCCCCUCCCGGGCUCGGCGGCCCUGUCGCCUCGCUCGCCAGCGCUUCCUCCAGUGUGGGACGUUUCUGCCUCGGCCAAGGGCGUCAGUAUGCCCCCCAACAGCUACAUGCCUGGCUAUUCUCACUGGUACUCCUCUCCACACCAGGACACGAUGCAGAGACCACAGAUGAUAUACCCCCUCCACCACCACCAGAAGAAUCUGCACAAACAUGGCAGCGUUUUUACUUGUUUAAUGAGCUUAAAACAUUACAUGGUGAAAGAGAAGCAUUUCGGACUCCUGUAUUUUUAUUUACCAAUCCCACUAAUAAAAAAGAAAAGAAAAGAAAAGAAAAAGCCCUCACUUAGCCUUCUCUUAAGAAAGAAGAAAAAAUCGGCUGUAAGAUUAGACUGUUGCCACAAAAGGAACGCUGCAUGUUUUAUCAAAAUGCAAUGACCAGAAAUGAUGAUUGAUUUAAAACAAAACACAACAAAUGGUCUUUUUUCACCCUGCCCCCAAACUCUGAACUGGAAUCAGAAAAGACUGAGGAAACAACUCAAAUCACCAUACUAUUGCUUUGACACCUUUAUCAGGUGAAUUGGUGGCAUUCACUAAGCUAAUAGGGACGUUUAUAUCAAGAAACAUUUCUGUAUAUAUUGUUGAAUUUUAGUUGUACAUAUACUUUGUAUGUUUUUGUCUUCUUUCAUAUAUGGAGUAAAAGCCACAAAA
Messenger RNA from Tupaia belangeri chinensis (Chinese tree shrew), 1050 nucleotides. RefSeq names its product homeobox protein DLX-6. NCBI's taxonomy places the organism in Eukaryota, Metazoa, Chordata, Mammalia, Scandentia, Tupaiidae. The transcript has 4 exons. The record is from RefSeq and is a predicted model, not a curated record. Gene Ontology annotation, molecular function: RNA polymerase II cis-regulatory region sequence-specific DNA binding; DNA-binding transcription factor activity, RNA polymerase II-specific. Bases 1 to 777 code for a protein of 258 amino acids. Gene Ontology annotation, biological process: cell differentiation; embryo development; regulation of transcription by RNA polymerase II.